Solanum pennellii is the source of this 615-nucleotide messenger RNA. RefSeq lists its product as uncharacterized. Bases 1 to 615 code for a protein of 204 amino acids. The transcript has a single exon. The record is from RefSeq and is a predicted model, not a curated record. NCBI's taxonomy places the organism in Eukaryota, Viridiplantae, Streptophyta, Magnoliopsida, Solanales, Solanaceae.
AUGGCAGUGAAUGGUAUUUCAUCAUCUUCGCAGCCCCUCAUGCCAAUUUUUACUGGUGAAAAGUAUGAGUUUUGGAGUAUCAAAAUAAAAACUCUUUUCAAAUCACAAGGAGUUUGGGAGCUGGUGGAAGAAGGCUUUGUGGAUCUAGCAGGCUCUGACGAAGAGGCAGAGAAAUUGAAAGAGAUAAAAAAGAAAGACGCCAAAUCUUUUUCCCUGAUUCAACAAGCAGUUCAUGAUACAAUUUUUUCAAGAAUUGCAGCAGCAACUACAUCUUCUCAGGCAUGGAAGAUUUUGAAGAAGGAAUUUCAAGGUUCAGCUAAGGUGAUUACGGUAAAAUUGCAGACUUACCAUCGCAACUUUGAAACUCUUUCUAUGAAAAGUAAUGAAUCUGUUCAUACUUAUUUGUCUAGAGUUUCUUCUCUUGUUAAUCAAAUGAAGUCUUAUGGUGAAGAUAUAUCUGAAGAAACUGUUGUAGCAAAAGUUUUAAGGAGUCUUACUCCAAAAUUUGAACAUAUUGUUGCUGCGAUUGAGGAAUCUCAUGACUUAUCUGAUUAUACUUUUGAUCAACUAAUCCUAAAUCACAUGAAAAAAAUGAAGAAAAGGCAUUUCAGGUGA